CUAGCCACCACAGGCUUUUACUCGGUGGCUUCCGGCUGGAUUUCGUCUGAGUCCAGCAUUACGGCUCCCUGACGGGCUCUGCACGUGCGCCGCCGCAGCGUGGGCUCCGGCGACCCUGCUGUCCCUCGGCAUGUUCGAGGAGCCCGAGUGGGUCGAGGCGGCCCCAGCAGUCGUGGGCCUCCAUCCCGCGACAACGCAGACCCGGCCGGCGACUGCCCCGCCAGUUAAGGGCCGCAAACGCCGCCAUCUCCUAGCCACAUUACGGACCCUGGAAGCAGCAUCUCUUUCCCGGAAAUCCCCCAGCCCCCCUGGCAGCGAUUCUGAGGAGGAGGAGGUAGGAAGGAAGAAUAAAUACCUCCAAAGGACCUCACUUGCCAAUACCUCUAAGGAAGUAGGGGAGAAAAGAAAAAGAAAAUGUCAAAAACAGGUGUCAUCUGUCAGUGACUCUGAGGACAAGGAAGUAGAAAGGAAAUGCUUAAGACAAAUUUCUCUUGGUGGGAUCUCUACUGAAGAAGAAAAAGGAAAGAGGAAAUGCCAGAAAUAUUCCCACUCACACCCAACCCAGCCCCUGGACAGUGUUGGCCAAACAGUUCACAAUUCGAGGACAAGUAAUGCUACAAUUGACCCAUUCAAGCCAAGCCCUGAGUCCACAUCCUGUAACUCCUUACAUACCUUGAGCCGCAAACAGUGGCGGAACCGGCAGAAGAACAAGCGGAGACACAAGAACAAAUUUCGGCCACUUCAGACACCAGAGCAGGUUCCUUCCAAAGCUUCCACAGAGGAGACUGAGACGCUUCCUGCACCAGCAUCAGACGAUCUGCAGGCUCGCGCUGGAGCCCUGCGAGCACGCAUGACACAACGGCUGGAUGGGGCGCGAUUUCGAUACCUUAACGAACAGUUGUACUCAGGGCCCAGCAGUGCUGCCCAGCGCCUCUUCCAGGAAGACCCUGAGGCUUUUCUGCUCUAUCACCGUGGCUUUCAGAAACAAGUGAAGAAGUGGCCACUGCACCCAGUGGAUCGUAUUGCCAAAGAUCUCCGCCAGAAGCCUGCAUCCUUGGUGGUAGCUGACUUUGGCUGUGGAGAUUGCCGCCUAGCUUCAAGUGUUCGGAACCCUGUACACUGUUUUGACUUGGCCUCUCUGGACCCCAGGGUCACUGUAUGUGACAUGGCCCAGGUGCCUCUGGAGGAUGAAUCUGUGGAUGUGGCUGUGUUUUGCCUUUCACUAAUGGGAACUAACAUCAGGGACUUCCUUGAGGAGGCAAAUCGAGUGCUGAAACCAGGGGGUCUGCUCAAAGUAGCUGAAGUCAGCAGCCGCUUUGAGGAUAUUCGGACAUUUUUGGGGGCUGUGACCAAACUUGGCUUUAAGGUCAUCUACAAGGACCUGACCAACAGCCACUUCUUCUUGUUUGACUUUGAAAAGACUGGGCCUCCUCGAGUUGGACCCAAAGCCCAACUCUCAGGCCUGAAACUUCAGCCCUGUCUCUACAAGCGCAGGUGAUCAGUGUAUACCUGUUAAAAGGGGAGGGCUCAGACUCCAAACUCAGAACUCUGAAGACUGGACCUGCCUACGCUGUGAGCCAGGACCUGGUGCCACCCUCCUUCUGUACCAAGAAUACUGCUCAGCUCUACUCUGCUGGAGCCGCCUUGACUACAAACAGCAUGUAGUUACCUGAGCAGUCUCAAAAAUGAGGAGUUUAUUGUGAAGGGUUUGGUGUAUCUAGGAACUGUGGGUCCUUUCAGAUAUCAUGUAAAGUAGUUGGCUUGGAAUUGAUGGAUCUCUGGGUUUGGUUUCUCUUCACUUUUCAGAAGGCUCGUGGGCACUCCACUGUGCCAUCUUCUGUGUUGUCUAGUCUCUGCUCGUCCAUAGUUUCUGCUCCUUGAACUACAAGGCUACAGACACACAGCUUUUGUCUCAUGGCAGGUCCCAGUGCUAGUUUGCCAGUUGGGGCUGGGAGUUAUUUAAUUUCAUUUUUGGAGCUGAGAAUCAUUUAAUUUCUUUUUUUUUUUUCUUUCCUUCCGUCCUUCCUGUUGUUGUUUUGAGACAGCAUCUCACACUAGUCCAGGCUAACCUCAAAUGGCAGUUCUCCUGCCUCAGCCUCAUAAUUAUUGGGAUUACAGGCGAGGGUCGCUAUACCCAGCUUAAUCACUUAAUUUCUGACUAUUCCAUUUCUCGUUUGAAAAAUGUAGAAGUUUUGUGUUACAGCAUGUUAACUGAGUUAACUGGUAGAGUUAUCUGCAAGGUUCAUUAUGAUGCAUUCCCAGCACUCUCCUAUCAUUUCUGGUUCUGUAGAUCUGCUUAGGGUCCUAGAAAUUCUUUUCUGGUGGCUUUGGGUUUUCUCCUUGAAGGAGGAAGCAAAAUUUAUUCAUUAAAAGUAAAUGUGGCAAGAGGACUGGGAUUUUGAGAAGAUGAAGACCAUUUCGAGGAGAAUAGGUGAGAAUGAGUAAUGAUUGGGUGUGGUGGCACAUGCCUUUAAUUCCAGCACUUGGGAGGCAGAAGCAGGCCCCAGGGGAUACACAGUGAGACCCUGAACUAAGGAAGCAUAGAAGUAUUGGUAGUGUUAAUAACACACUAAGUUCAGUCAUGAGAGGAUGGGAGCAUGGUACACGGUUGUGUCAGGAGCUUAUUACUUGCCCUUACUACUGGUCUAUCAGAACCCAGCCCCCAGAUGGAGGAAAGGGGAAAGGGUCAGGAUUUGCCCACUGCCCACAAUUCCAGCUAAGGUGUACUGGGACCAUAAGGGAAGCAUGAGGUAUUUAUUCCUACUGCUGAGGAUUUGAUGAGCCUAGAAUUACUCCUGCCCUGAAAAAUAAAGGCAAGGAAAAGCUCAGAGGCUGGAUGGUGUGGCAGUGGGUGCUGCUGCUUUGACACUGGCUUGCAUUCGCAGAAGGUGCCCUGACGAUUUCCUUAUGCUCCUGACAGCCCUGGCAAGAGCAUAUGCAUAUCUUCUGUACAUCUUUUGCUAAGUGUAAGGUGAACUUGGGUCCAGUCCCAUGGUACCAUUUUGAAGAGAUAAAGAGACUUUACAACAAGCAGCAAGGAGUCAGGCAUUUGGGCUGAUGGAAUGGUUUCAGGAGGCCACCCGGAAUAGUGUAGUAUAUAUGGGGCAGUAACAGGGAUUUUCCCCUUUGAAUGUCCACCAGACCUGUUAUUCAAACCACCGAGUCAAGCCAGACUUGCAUUUCCUUGACUCUCCUACUCAGUAAUUGUGCUUGGAAUUAUUAGCAAGGAGAUGGGAAAAAGUUAUGGCGAUCAGGGAGCUCUCCUCCAUUUUCCAAUGCAGUCUCUCUGACUUAGGUGAGGCAAAGCUGGAAGGGAGAUUUAAAGCUACCACAGGGGCCAGUUACUUACUGUUACACAGAAUUAUACAUGCUGAUUUAUAUUAUUUAUUCCUUGAGCUGAUCACGUUAACUAAGAAUAUCACAGUGGGGGAGGGUCAGAUGUUUCUGUGGUUGAGAAUACUGGCUGCUCUUGGGAAAGAAUGCAGGUUCCAUUCCCAGUACCCACAAAGUAGCUUGUAACCUUUAUCAGACUCCAAUGCCCAUUUUGGCUUCUGGGCACACCAGGCUCGCUUGUGGUUCACAGACAUACAUGCAGGCAAAACACGCAUAAAACAAAGUAAAAUAAAUUAAUGAAUAAACAGAUUAUAGGCUUGCUACAGCCUCAAGCAAAGCUAAGUAAACAAACAAACAAAUAGAACAAGAAGAUUAUAGGCUUGCUUCAGCGUUUCUCCACGGCAGACAGAGUUUACUCCUUUAGGAUUAUAGGAGCCAAGAAUAAAGCCGGGUAUGGAUAUCGAUCUAGACCUGGAUCAUGUUCAGUAUCCCUUUCAGAGCUCUCCAAGCAGAGUGUUCUGCAAUUAUUUGUGUGCUCCUAAUUUUGUUCCCGUAAAAUAGUCCUUAGAGAGAACAUAGUUCCAAAAGAAACAGUGUGAUCUUGGCAGAGACAGCUCAGCUCCAAGUACUCAGCAGUUACGUAACCACACAAAGCCCUCUGGUGCUCACAGAGACUAGUAAUGCGAGCCUCUCAGGCCCAGGUCAUCCUCCCUCCCAGGUGCGUUCUCUAACUAGCCACCUGGUUGUCGGACUUUUGGCUACUGCAGUGAUUGCUAUGGGGAUUUAAUUGCCUCUGCUUCCCAAAGCAAUUCAUUUUCCGUACUGCCAAGUGAUCUUUGUGAAAAUGUAAAUCAGAUUAUGUCACCUCUCUGUAAAAUCUUUCAAUGGUUCUCAUUGCUUGAGAACAAAAGACAGACUGCUUCCCAGGUCCUGUGUGAUCCUAUGCAGGCUUUGUUCUGCCGCUCAGCUGCAUCUUAACUCCUCAGUUCUCCAGCAGGAGCUUGCUAGUCACUCCCCCCGCACUCCGUGCCCUCUCUACUUCUAUACAUGACCCCUCCAUCUUCUUAAAAUACUCCUUCUGUCAACUAAUUUAUUUUCAUUUUCUGGAUCUCCUUACCAGUGACAUGUCUCACUUUCCUGUGGAAGAAUUCCCCCGGAGCCCUUCUGGACAUACAAUUAAACUAUAUUUUCCAACACUGUACAUUAGGCUAUGGAUAGUAGGAGUGAUUUUUUUUUUUUUUUCGAGACAAGGAUUCUCUGUUGCUUUGGAGCCUGUCCUGGCACUAGCUCUUGUAGACCACACUGGCCUGGAACUCACAGAGAUCUGCCUGCCUCCACUGCCCAGCUUGUUUUCAUACCAGACUGAGAGGCAGUUGAGCUGCUUCCGUUUUCUUCCAUUCCCUGCCCUACUUAGGAAGGACAGGUUUUGAAGGUGAUGCAGUCAUAGUAUACAAGAAGUUUGGAG
This is a messenger RNA of Microtus oregoni (creeping vole), 4798 nucleotides long. RefSeq names its product ribosomal RNA processing 8 (gene Rrp8). The record is from RefSeq and is a predicted model, not a curated record. The transcript is spliced from 7 exons. Lineage: Eukaryota; Metazoa; Chordata; Mammalia; Rodentia; Cricetidae. The coding region runs from base 131 to 1498 and encodes 455 amino acids. Gene Ontology annotation, biological process: regulation of transcription by glucose; cellular response to glucose starvation; rDNA heterochromatin formation. Gene Ontology annotation, molecular function: methyltransferase activity. Gene Ontology annotation, cellular component: rDNA heterochromatin; chromatin silencing complex; nucleolus.